AUGACUGUAGCAAUCAAUAUAAAGUCCACAAUUAAGAACACUGAAGAUGCUAAGGAAUUUAUGAAAUUUGUGGAAAAAUGUUCUCAGUCAGAGUCGGCUGACAAGUCACUUGCUGGAACACUUAUGAGUACUUUAACCAACAUCAAGUUUGAUGGUUCUCGUACUAUACAUGAGCAUAUCCUUGGAAUGACGAACUUGGCAGCAAAGUUAAAGACUAUGGGAAUGAAAGUUAAUGAGAAUUCUUUGGUAACGUUUAUCCUUAAUUCCUUACCUUCAGAGUAUGGUCCAUUUCACAUGAACUAUAACACUCUGAAAGAUAAAUGGAAUGUGCAUGAAUUACAAGGUAUGCUCAUUCAAGAGGAAGCGAGACUUAAGAAACCAAUAAUUCACUCUGCCAAUCUCAUGGGUCAUAAAGGAGCUGGAAAGAAACCUGGAAAAAAGAAUGGCAAGGGCAAUCAUGGACAAUUAAAGAUAAAACAAUCAUCUGCCCCAAUCCACGAAAAGGAACAAAUUAAGGAUAAGCGUCGGUUUUGCAACAAACCAGGACACUAUUAG
Cucumis melo (muskmelon) is the source of this 555-nucleotide messenger RNA. RefSeq lists its product as uncharacterized. NCBI's taxonomy places the organism in Eukaryota, Viridiplantae, Streptophyta, Magnoliopsida, Cucurbitales, Cucurbitaceae. The coding region runs from base 1 to 555 and encodes 184 amino acids. The record is from RefSeq and is a predicted model, not a curated record. The transcript has a single exon.